This is a messenger RNA of Macadamia integrifolia, 1952 nucleotides long. RefSeq names its product eEF1A lysine and N-terminal methyltransferase. The transcript has a single exon. Lineage: Eukaryota; Viridiplantae; Streptophyta; Magnoliopsida; Proteales; Proteaceae. The record is from RefSeq and is a predicted model, not a curated record. The coding region runs from base 133 to 1569 and encodes 478 amino acids.
AACUCAACGAACUGACCGAUCGACAGUCGACACCGUUACCUGAUUCCUUCCCGAGAGAACGCAGAACGUCAGCGACUUCAUCGCAGGCGGCUGAGAGAAGCGGGAAGAGGGCUGUCUAGAGUCUGCCUUUCCAUGGCUGUCGAUGGAGGCACCUUCGAAACCCUAGUUCCUUCUCAGUUCAUUUCCUUAACCAUCCGAAACCCUCUCUAUCGAUCCAACUCCUCUCCUACUCCCUACGGUGCCCUUCUGCGAAUCGCCGUCCUCGAUUCCCCUGUAGGAAUGGCUGGGGAACCACCUGGAAUCGCCGCAAUGUUAGUCCCUGUAGAUCGUGAACACGAUUGGAUCUUCUCCACCAAAGAGGGUCACCUCCAACUGCUCUUAAACUCCCAAGGAAUCUCUCGCUUGAUUCUCGUCGGAAAUCUCCCUCAAAGCAGCGGCGACUAUUACAAUCGCGGCAGAUUAUUAAACAACACAGAAGCUUAUCAGGUGGAGAUCGAGGAGAGUCUAACACUUAUCCUCUUCGGCUUAUUGCCUAAAGCAUGUUUCAAGAACGGUUUGCCCCAAAUACCAUUUCUAGCCUAUGAAGAUAACGUGAUUCGUAGUUCUGUAGUUGAGAAAUGUUUUGGUUCUUGUGUUGGAGAAAUGUUGGUUGAAGACAUUGAGAUUGAAAUCCACGAUGAAGUGAGAGAUUUACUGAAACGGGAAUUUCGUAGAAGAUUGCGUUUUAAACGAAUGCCCAAUUUUGUUCAGACGGAAAUAAGGAUUUCUCCUUGUAUCAUAGACGAUUCUGUUAAUGUAGAGCUUGAAGGUGAAGUAAAAUUUUGGCCCGAAAUGGGUGUUUUGGUGCAUCCCUACCUGCCUCCUAUGGUGGCUAGCCUUUCAUUGAUUGCUAACUAUAUCCAACAGAAGCUUGAUUCAGGGUCUAGACCACGGGUUCUCUGUGUUGGAGUUGGGGGUGGGGCACUGCUGACCUUUCUAGCAAGCCAUUUUGGGUUUGAAGUCAUGGGAGUGGAGGCGGAUGAAAUGGUUCUGAGAGUUGCAAGGGCUUACUUUGGCUUAAAAGAUGGAGAGUUUCUCCGGGUUUGUGUUGGGGAUGGGAUAGAAGUCUUGGAUAAAUUUUCCCGCCAUGCUAUUGAUCAGAAUUUGGGUUCUUCUUCUGGGCAUGUUGACACUGAUGGGUGCUUGGAUAUUUUUGGUGGAUGUUAUGAUAGGAUGGAUUUGAUGAUGGUUGAUUUGGAUUCUGGUGAUGUUAGGAAUGGCAUCAGUGCACCACCUUCCGAGUUUAUACAAAAGUCUGUCCUUGUUGCUGUCAAGUUGGCUCUUCACAAGCUUGGUAUUCUUGUGAUAAAUGUUAUUCCCCCAAGCAGGUCUUUCUAUGACUAUGUUAUUCUUCAGUUUCGGGAAGUAUUUUCGGAGCUUUAUGAAAUUGAUGUGGGAAAUGGAGAGAAUUAUGUUCUUAUUGCUACUGCAUCUUCAAUCGGUUCUGUUUAUGACAGUGAAAAUUACAUUCUCAAGAAGUUGAAGCUGGUUCUUGCUGUGUCAUACUUGGAUUCUAUAAGAAAAAUUUGAAGGUUUAAUGAUUAACAGGAGUUUGUGGAUUCUCUUCAGAGGAAAAGGUUACAUGAGCCAGAGCUGAUGUAGCCUAACUGGUGGAAAUUAGUGACUCAUGCUCUGAAGGAUGGCUUUCUGGCUGUCUUCUUAAAACAUUGAAGGCAAUUAGAAGGGUCAGGUAAGUAGUUUCAUUGAUGCAGUUGCAUUAGACUGUGAUGUUGUAUGGAAGCCUUGGUGCUGGUGGCAAUCCAAUGGAUUGAAAUUUGAGCAUUAGGUAGCUUGGGUUUCAUUGUAACGGACCCAAUUUAUAUGCUUAGUGGGUGUAUAGUUAAUACAUGAGAUUAGUGAAGUGUUUGAGUUAUUAGGAUGCAUAAUAGCUUUUAAGAAUUUUGUUUUGAAUC